Molecule: messenger RNA, 3059 nt
Organism: Solea senegalensis (Senegalese sole)
Lineage: Eukaryota; Metazoa; Chordata; Actinopteri; Pleuronectiformes; Soleidae
Gene: ccdc74a
Exons: 7
Coding region: 254-1237 (327 amino acids)
Source: RefSeq, a predicted model, not a curated record
UGUGGUUGCCAGGGUAACGUAUGAGUGAGUCAAGCGCGUGUCAAUUAUCAGUGUAAUUCAGCAGGUUUGAGUUGAUUAUAAGCAACAAACUUUAGCUAACUAGUUCGCUGGAUGUUGUCAGAAGUGAGUGUGAGCUAACAUGACGUCACUGCAGUGUGUUUGUAUUGGGAAACACAGCUAGCGGGUGCUGCUAGUUUGGAUGCUAACGCAGUUGGUGUUUGUUUGUUAAGGCUGGAAACUAAUAAUUAUCGCCAUGACGAGUAACACGAGCCUCCCACCGGUGAGCCAUUUACCGCGCUGGACCCGCGUGGCCCGUUUCAAGAAACCUCUGUCUCCACCGCGACAUUUACCGGCGAAGCAGCCGCAGCUGCAGCCGUUGCCUGCGGUGCUGUCAGCGGACAGAGGAGAGGACAGAGCCGCGGAGGUGCACCGUCACCGCAGCAGCGACUCCGAGCCCCGCAUCGCCUCACUGCAGAGGAACAUACACUUUCUGCAGCAGCAACACAAGGACACUCUGGAGAGGCUGCAUGCGGAGAUAGAGUACCUGAGACGGGAGAAUAAAGAAUUGCACUACAAAUCGAUAAUGGAGCCUCCAAAGUCGAGUAGGAAAGGACCAAUACACAGUCGACGAGGCGUUAGACCACCCACUCACGGAAGGGAAACUCACACAGGACUUUACCUAGAGGAGCCACUGCAGGACAAGACACCCUCACAGGACCAGCCCCUCAGUUGUCUCAGUGUACCGCUCAGCCGAGUUGGAGAGAGUAGUGACGUUCUGGGAUCCACCAGGCAGGACCACGGUCCAGAGGAAACGGGCAGCCUCAUCACGUCACUGAAGCCUCUGCGGAUUCACCGCGACCUCUCCCAUCCACCGCGCGCUCCCACGCUGCAGGAGUGCGAGGUCAUCAUCCAGCAGCUCUACAACGCAAACUGUUUUCAGUCUCAGGAACUUAUACGUGUGAAGUCACUGCUGCGAGAUAUUGUUCUGAGCAAGAAGAUCAGCCCAGAAAACUACAGUCUGACCAACACCUACCUUGUUAAUGGUAGCAGCAAAUCUUCUGAAGAGAAGAAGUUUCCAAAACUUGGUCUUCAAACAUACCCGGAAAAAAGGUCUGGGCCGCCUCAGUCUGGAGUUGUCCUCCCCGUUCUGAAGCAGAGCCUCAGUCCAACCAUCGCAGAAAGACAGAGGAGGACUCGUGCCGUGCAGAGAGACCGUUUGAAAAGGACUGUGCACUGACAAGGUCAAGACCGCAAAAUCUCUUCCAAAAAAAAAAAAAAGAAGUGAAUCGACUUGGUAAUUCUCAGAAAUCAGUAUACAAAACAGGUAUUUUGUUGAUUUGAUAUUUUUGUACUCAAAGUAAAGCAAAAACCAAAGGAAGGUCCAUGGAUUUUCACUGUAAACGCAAUAACAGGAAGGAAGGAUCCUUAGGUUUGGCUUCGUAUUUAUUUAUUCAUUUCUUUUCAAUGAAAACAUGAGUUUGUAGUGAUUUUUAAACAACUUAAUCAUUGUGACAUUUUGACUCAUUUUACCUGCACAUACAGUGUGUUGUAUUCCUGCCACAAUGAUGGCAGACUCAUCGAUGUGUCACUUUAAAAAAACAAACAGGUAUUAAGGUAUUAAACUGUUUUCAGUGAAAACAGCCAAAGUAAAAGCAUCUUUAUACUGGUUAACAGAAACAUCUAAACUCACUAAAACAAAGUUAUGUCAAUUAGUUUGUUAUUACUAGUCCCUAAUAAAUUGUCUUGACACCAAAAAGCACUGUUCUAUUUUCCCCCCGUCCUAUUUGUUACUACUUUGUAAAUUAUAUAUAUAAAUGUCUUUCAUUUGGCAAGAAAAGUAUGUGCACAGUUUAAUAUUUGGUGUGUGUGUGUGUGACGGUGUUUGCAUCACAGGCUAAGACACAAAAUUAGCAGUUAACCUGCCUUGUUUGAAUAAUUUCAGAACUAUAGCCAUAUAAAAAUAAGUGACCUAAAUACAAUUUCUUGGAAUAUCUAUAUGCAUGGACAUGGGAUAUAAUAAUCUAUGCUGUAAUUAAUUUGAGUUGAACCAAAAACUUUGAGAAAGUGGGUUAAAUAUAAUCGUGACACAGUAGGGAAGGACUGAAAUUGGUGUCUCUUUUUUCAUCUCUGCUUUAAUCCCCUCUUUAAAUAUUAAUAUAAUGUAAAUAUAAAAUGUUCCAGAAGUUCUUAAACCUGGAUUUAUCGUGUUAUUAAGAUUUAAUUGCACUGGGGUUAAAAUAUGAUAAGAUAGUCCUUUGUUAGUUACACAAGGGGGACAUUUCCAGUAUUGUUAAAGGUUAAUAAAUAAUAACUAAAAAAAAUGCAUUUUCAAUAAAAGAUAACUAUAAAUACAUAAAUGAAGAAAUACAUAAUCCACCAAAACUAAAAAGCUGCAGCUUCACAUUGAUCAGUGUGAUGCUUUUGAACAAAUUCAAAAGCACUUGGCCUGAUUUUGUAACAUGAGUCAAAACCAAGUGCGUGCAAUUGUGCAACAACGUCGAGCAGGUUAAGAACUGCAUGCAACCAAGCGGGGCCCCACCAUUCCUGGAAUGCAGCAUCCAUCCACCUCUGUUCUGAGAAGAACAUUAUUGGCACCAGGAUGAAAUGAUUAUGGAGUUAUCGAUUGUGUUCAUCUCUGCUUGUUUAUGUGGGCUCUGAUGUUACUGGCUGUUAAACACACCUCCUGCUCUAAAUUACAACACUUAUUUAUGGAUUUUUUUUGCGAUAUCUCUUGCUGUAACCGACAUAAACAUUGGUUAAAGUCAGCAGCAACAGAGAGUGCAGUUGUCUACAUUUUUUAAUACCUACAAGUGAACUGUUUACAUUUUGAGAUCGCUUUCUGGAUUUGUAUGGAACUUUAUUACCAUCUUAGAUAAUCAUGACAAAGAUAUACACGGUGAGAUAUACACAUAUGAAUGUUAAAUGGGACUUCCUGUGUUAAAGUUAAAUUUCCCCCAAAUCCAUAAUCUGGAUCAGAUCCGGAUGAAAUGUAUAUAGUCCUGUGAUGGUAAAGUGUCAUACAGUACACAUACAUUCAAAUACAAUGAGUUUUAUUCGGA